Schistocerca piceifrons (Central American locust) is the source of this 1308-nucleotide messenger RNA. RefSeq names its product periaxin-like. The coding region runs from base 1 to 1308 and encodes 435 amino acids. The transcript has 5 exons. The record is from RefSeq and is a predicted model, not a curated record. NCBI's taxonomy places the organism in Eukaryota, Metazoa, Arthropoda, Insecta, Orthoptera, Acrididae.
AUGCUCAUGUCAAAGUUGGUCAUGUCAAAGUUCCUCCUGUCAAAGUUGCGCCUGUUAAAGUUGCACCUGUUAAAGUUGCUCCUGUUAAUGUUGCUCCUGUUAAAAUUGCUCAUUCCUCCUGUUAAAGUUCCUACAGUCAAAGUUCCUACAGUCAAAGUUCCUCAUGUCAAAGUUCCUCCUGUCAAAGUUGCUCAUGUCAAAGUUGCUCAUGUCAAAGUUGCUCAUGUCAAAGUUGCUCAUGUCAAAGUUCCUCCUGUCAAAGUUGCUCCUGUUAAAGUUGCACCUGUUAAAGUUGCUCCUGUUAAAGUUGCUCCUGUUAAAAUUGCUCGUUCCUCCUUUCCUACAGUCAAAGUUCCUCAUGUCAAAGUUCCUCCUGUCAAAGUUGCUCAUGUCAAAGUUGCUCAUGUCAAAGUUGCUCAUGUCAAAGUUGCUCAUGUCAAAGUUGCUCAUGUCAAAGUUGCUCAUGUCAAAGUUGGUUGUGUCAAAGUUCCUUCUGUCAAAGUUGCUCCUGUUAAAGUUGCACCUGUUAAAGUUGCUCCUGUUAAUGUUGCUCCUGUUAAAAUUGCACCUGUUAGAAUUGCUGCUGUUAAAGUUGCUCCCGUUAAAAUUGCUCGUUCCUACAGUCAAAUUCCUAGAGUCAAAGUUCCUCCUGUCAAAGUUCCUCAAGUCAAAGUUCCUCCUGUCAAAGUUGCUCAUGUCAAAGUUGCUCAUGUCAAAGUUGCUCAUGUCAAAGUUGCUCAUGUCAAAGUUCCUCCUGUCAAAGUUGCUCGUGUUAAAGUUGCACCUGUUAAUGUUGCUCCUGUUAAAGUUGCUCCUGUUAAAAUUGCUCGUUCCUCCUUUCCUACAGUCAAACUUCCUACAAUCAAAGUUCCUCAUGUCAAAGUUCCUCUUGUCAAAGUUGCUCAUGUCAAAGUUGCUCAUGUCAAAGUUGCUCAUGUCAAAGUUGCUCAUGUCAAAGUUGCUCAUGUUAAAGUUCCUCCUGACAAAGCUGCGCCUGUUAAAGUUGCACCUGUUAAAGUUGCUCCUGUUAAUGUUGCUCCUGUUAAAAUUGCUCGUUCCUCCUUUCCUACAGUCAAAGUUCCUACAGUCAAAGUUCCUCAUGUCAAAGUUCCUCCUGUCAAAGUUGCUCAUGUCAAAGUUGCUCAUGUCAAAGUUGCUCAUGUCAAAGUUGCUCAUGUCAAAGUUCCUCCUGUCAAAGUUGCUCCUGUCAAAGUUGCUCCUGUUAAAGUUGCACCUGUUAAAGUUGCUCCUGUUAAAGUUGCUCCUGUUAAAGUUGCUCCUGUUAAAAUUGCUCGUUCCUCGUGUUAA